GCUGUGGACGCGGCGCUGGGAAUAGCUCCCCUCCCGUCGGCUGAGACAAGCCCCAGUGCCGCUGCUCGAGAUGUCGGCUCCCGGGCGCUCCCCGACGCUGCGGCCGCACAGGAUGAAGAAGGACGAGUCCUUCCUGGGCAAGCUGGGCGGCACUCUGGCCAGGAAAAAGAAAGCCAAGGAGGUGAGUGACCUGCAGGAAGAGGGGAAAAAUGCCAUCAAUGCCCCAAUGUCUCCUAGCACCAUUGACAUUCAUCCUGAAGAUACUCUAUUAGAGGAAAAUGAGGAACGCACUAUGAUCGACCCCAACUCCAAAGAAGAUCCCAAGUUCAAGGAGCUGAUCAAGGUUCUAAUUGACUGGAUUAAUGAUGUCUUGGUGGAAGAGCGAAUCAUUGUCAAGCAACUUGAAGAGGACCUCUAUGAUGGACAGGUGCUGCAGAAGCUCUUGGAAAAGCUAGCUGACCGCAAGUUGAAUGUGGCAGAGGUGACACAGUCAGAAAUUGGCCAAAAACAGAAGCUUCAGACUGUUCUGGAGGCUGUCCAUGAUUUACUCCGACCCCACGGCUGGACGAUCAAGUGGAAUGUCGACUUGAUCCAUGGGAAGAAUCUCAUUUCCAUCCUCCACCUACUGGUAGCAUUGGCCAUGCACUUCCGGGCACCCAUUCGACUCCCUGAGCAUGUUUCUGUGCAAGUGGUGGUUGUAAGGAAACGGGAAGGCCUUCUCCAGACAGCUCAUGUUACAGAGGAGCUGACAACCACAACAGAGAUGAUGAUGGGAAGAUUUGAGCGAGACGCCUUUGACACUUUGUUUGAUCAUGCUCCGGACAAACUCAAUGUAGUGAAAAAGUCUCUGAUCACCUUUGUGAACAAACACCUAAAUAAGCUGAAUUUGGAAGUGACAGAAUUAGAAACACAGUUUGCAGAUGGUGUUUAUUUGGUAUUGCUUAUGGGCCUCCUGGAAGACUAUUUUGUUCCACUCCACAACUUCUAUUUAACGCCUGAAAAUUUUGAUCAGAAGGGAGCUUUCAUAUGGGAACAUAGUGCAUGCUGGCAUAUUGAAUUGGAGCAGGAGCUUGCUGCAGCAUGGAAUGACACAUUAGUAAAGGUCCAUAAUGUUUCCUUUGCUUUUGAGCUGAUGCAAGAUGGAGGACUCAAGAAACCAAAAGCUCGACCUGAAGAUGUUGUCAAUCUGGAUCUGAAAUCUACCCUAAGGGUUUUAUACAACCUGUUCACAAAAUACAAGAAUGUGGAGUGAGGCCAGAAGCUGCCAAGAUGCUAACCCUCCUAACUUCCUGAGGAGAAAAAAAGAAUAAGAACACCUCCCACGCCCCUCUGUGCCUUACACUAUGUUUCAUGCUGCAUGAUGGAAGCUCCUUCUUUUGUUAUCAGUCUCUCCAUGUAACUCCUUGCAUGACAAGCAUACUGAAAAUAUUGUUUGUGGUUUUUUAGGUGGUUUGCUUAUGAAAUAUCAGAAUUUUUACAUCCUUGCUUUGAGAUGCUGUUGGCUCUAUUGUUUGCUAUGAUCAACUCCUGUUCUUGUUUUGAUAAAGUACUGGCUACUUUGAUAGGCAGGGAAUACUUGAAACUCUUUUGAUGGGUCAGUGCCAUAGUGUACCUUCUUAUGAAACCUGCUUGGUUAUUGCACUGGUGUCAACAGGCUGACUAGGCUUGAGUGUUAGAAAUACAAAAGCAGGCCCUUGCAUUCUAAUUUGUGUAGAAAUUGCAUUUUUCCUAAAAUAAGGAAGGUUUGUGUAUGCUAUAGCAUGUAUUUGUUUUCAAGGACAUGUUUGAAAGGGUGCAUAAGAAUCUGGCAUUUCUCUACCCUUUGUGUGUGAACCUCCUGCUAUGCAGUAUUAUUUUUCACUUGAUGUUUACACACAGUGAGCCUAGAAAUGGGAUGACUGUUUGCUUUGAUGCCUUUUUCCCUCUUCUCUUUUUGUAUAGAGGAGCUGUUUGUUUGCUUAGAGCUGGAGCCAGUCCUUAAACAUGCUUUCUGGAUGAGUGCAGGGAAGAGCUGGUCAAGUUUGGCUAGACUGGAUGAAUGCAUCUUGAUAUACUUUUAUUAUAAAUCUUUUUCUAGAAUAUAUAGGGGCAAUAACAGCUUGAGAGCUUCAAGGCUGAUACUUAUUUACAUAUGGAAAAGUUUUAAGGGCCUCAUCCUGCUCCCAUUGAAGUCCAUGGCAGCUAUACAAUUACAGGGCCCAAAGGCUUUGAACAGAUCUACAGUACUAAUCUUAAAAAUAAAAUGGAUCAAGGUCACUUUUCAAUAAGGCCUUCCUUUUUCCUUCCUGAGUAAUACCAGACUACUUGAAAGAGUGUACAUUAGUAUUUAAAUGCAGCCUUUCACUGAAUUUGAAACAGUUUAGAGAUGAGAUCAUUGGACUGAAAAUGACAUAUGUUUCCUUUCAGUCCUGGUGUGAUUGGAUGGGUUCAUUCAGUCAUGCAGUGCUACCCCUGAAGACACUCUGCUGCUGUUACAAGCUCUGGGCCCAGUCCUUGAUCAAAAGUCACAUUGACAUCAACAGGAAUUUGGCUUGGGUAAUGACUGCUAGAUUUGAUCCUAAAGAAUAUCUCUGUCCUUUCCCAGGAUACCUUGUAUUAGGUGGAUCUUCCCUGAUUAUACACCCAUAGAUCUGUUUCUAACAGUGUGUAAGAUGUAGCUUAACAAAGGUUAUGCUAUAUGAUUUGUGUGAGUGGUGUUUGGGAAGAGCAAUUAAAAGGAAAUUGGGUUAUUGCACCAAAGUAGGUUACCUGUGGGUUACCUAUUUUAUAGCAUUUUUUCCUCACAGUACCUAGAAGAAUGAUGAACUACCAUUCGAACCACCAACGAACCAUUGCUUUAUAUUUAUCCCAUUAGUCAUGCUUUAUGGGCUGCUACGUUUUCUGUAAAAUAUUUAACAGAAUAGCCUGUAAAGGAAAAAGAAAGUGUUGUGGGACUCUGGGGGCCCAAUUCUGUACAGUCGUCAAGAGGCUUACCUCUCACAGAUGGAAACGAAAAUCUGUGCUUUCACCAGUGCUAAACUUAGCCUUCAGAGUUCAAGCCCAAGCUUGAGAUACAUGUGUGUCCCUUACUAUGCUAUUUGAACUGUGGUGUAAUGGUACUAUAGAGAUGGUCUUCUACAUGUUUUUAGGGUUUUUUGUGCUUUUUUUUUGGUAUCUCAACUGAGUUCUUUAAAGUAGGGGUCAGUAAUGUGUUGGAGCUGGGAAUCUCUUUAAUACCACUUAUCUCCAGCUGUGGGUUGCUUCAACACCACUUAUCUCCAGCUGUGGGUUGCUUCCAACAAGUCCUGUACUACUACAGACACCACUGGUGCCAUCACUGCUUGUCCUACCCCCUGGCCACUAUGUGGGUCAAACUUACACCAAAACAUCACAAAUGGCCCCUAACUCUGUGGUUCAGAUAAAAUUAGUCCACUGCUGGCCACAGCUUUAUACUGUGAGAAGGGAAGGCAAAAUAAGCUUGUGGCCUUUUUUUUUUGCUGCUUGGUGAUGGAUUAAAAAUAGUCAUUUAUUUCUCUAAGAAAUUCAAGUCAUGUCUGCCCUGGAAAGUUCUAGGUGACUGAAGAACUAUCAUUUGUAUUUGUUUUAGAGGACAUAUAAUCCUUUAAUAGAUUUUUAUGCAGUGCCUAGGGCAGUAAGGCCCCGGUUUUAAUUGGGAUCUUUAUAUGCUCUCAUAGGACAAGUCAUAGUAAUUUCAAAGGGGAUUUUAAAAGGGCUAGCAAUAAGUUAGGCCCCACAACACUAGAAGUUGAGCAUCUCUGCUUUUAAAAAGCUGAUCCCUAUGAUAUGACAGAGUGAAAGCUGAUCAUCUGAGGGGAGGCGAUUGUUAGAGUCCUUCAGCUUUUUGUUUGGUAUUCUAUAGCUAACUCCAGUGCCUAGUAAAUCCUUGGGAAAUAGGCAGUUGGUGAAAGAUUAAUCAUACCCUCUUUUUCAAGAUCAAUCAUACCUUCUGUCCUUUUCAGGUGAGUGAGAGCGCCAAAGUUGUAUGUUUUCUGAGAUGUUCAAGAAGUCCUUUCUAAAACAUGUUAAUACAACAAGCAAUGGGCAUGAUUGAGGUCCUUGGGAGGAGGGGGAGACCAGGAAUGAAUAAGAGUAAGGAUGGACUGACUUCAUUAUAAAGAAAGGGAAUGACCUUCCUCAUAAAGAAGGAAUGUGGGGCACAAUAUCCAAUUACUAUAGGUCAGCUUUAAAAGAGGGGCAGCGAACUUUGUCCAAUAACUUGCAAUGCUGGCCGCUUGCUACGAGCAUGAGGGCAUGCAGUCCUUUUAUCAAUACCUCUGUGAGUCCAGGUUAGGACCCUUAGCUUGUAUGCCAUGUCUGGUUGAGGCAGAUGGCACAUCCUGUGGAAUUUUUAAAUUUUUAUGCAAAUGAAUAUUGCUUGGGGAAAAAUUCUGUGCUGGCUACCUACACCUUUUUACCCUCUGGCUUUCUAACCAGCUGAGAAUCUUCUUGCAGAUACUGUUGCUAGCCAGCAUGGUAGAUGGAAUGCUUUUAGCCUAAGCAGAGCUCCCCCCAAAGCAAGCCAUUUUAAAACAGGAUCUAACUCCACUUUAGAACAGGUAUAUAUAAUACUCCCCCCAACUAGUAGUUAUUUCAUACUUAUGUAUCACAUAUAUAACAUAUGAGUUAUAAUGAGCAAAUAUGUUUUGGUUUUAAAGCUUAAAGAUACUGACACCUUCUUCUUCCCUCUCAAUUGUGUGUUAAAGAAUAUUACGGCUAGUAUUUAAUUUGUGCUAUUGGAUUUCUGUAAUUCUGUCAGAGUAAAGUUGGAUAGGAAAGGCAAUGUAUGUUGCAGCAUUCCAGACUGACACACACACAACAUUCAAACUUCCACACUCUUACAUGCUCAAUGAAAUGCCCACUUUUACAGUGCAUAUAAUGUGCCUCUAAGGGCAUUUUACAUAUGUAAGUGCUGCACCACCAGGUACUUUGAAAAGCGCCUGGUGCUGUGACGCUUGCAGCUGUAUAAGCAGUGAAAUGCAUGUCAGCGCUGAGAAAAUGGUGGUAGCAUGCUUUUGAACUAAAACAACUUGGAGGUGCUUUGGUUCAAAAAUGCACCGCCACCAUUUUCUGUGCACUGAUGCGCAUUGUGCCGCUUAUACAACUGCACACUGCACAGUCCAGUGUGCGUCAGCUUGUGCGCAGAACAGAUUUGAUUAAUUGAGUCUGCUUAGAAGUGGCGGAUCUCUGGCACAUCCCCAAACAAAAAAGUAUGUGUAUAAAUGCCCUAAAAUUCUAUCCAGAAAAACCUAUUACACUGGUUGUGUUACAGCUGGCUUGGUAGUUAAGAAGGUGUUUGACUACUCACAGCUGUGUCAGCACA
Gavialis gangeticus (Gharial) is the source of this 5320-nucleotide messenger RNA. It is a transcript of the gene PARVB, whose product is annotated as parvin beta. The transcript is spliced from 14 exons. Bases 71 to 1252 code for a protein of 393 amino acids. Gene Ontology annotation, molecular function: actin binding. Gene Ontology annotation, biological process: lamellipodium assembly; actin cytoskeleton organization; substrate adhesion-dependent cell spreading. The record is from RefSeq and is a predicted model, not a curated record. NCBI's taxonomy places the organism in Eukaryota, Metazoa, Chordata, Crocodylia, Gavialidae. Gene Ontology annotation, cellular component: focal adhesion; cytoplasm; lamellipodium.